GAACGGCGGCCGCUCUCUCGAAAAACACCGAAGAAGUCUGGUACAGUGUAACUCGGCACCUUUAGUAAGUAGCUUAGUUGGAUAAAUAUCAAUGCUAACGGCGAGAGGACAGCGAGUCUUCGGGGUGUUUAUCGGUAGCGUUAUCAGCGACUAACGACGGACGAGUUUAAAGGGCAUCGGAAUUUCGGAUGAUCUGCCAAGUGCAGGUGCAGUGCCGUCGAGUGUGGUGGGUGCAUAUUCUGCAUGCACUUCAGUGUAACUGUGCGUAGGUGCACCUCCGAGCUGGAGCACCCAGGAGGGUUCCCUGCCUCGCCCUGGGCGGCAGUGUUGGGUCAUCAACAUACCGCCGCUGCAGCUGUUGCAGCGGCGGCUGCCAGCAGUAUGAUGCAAACUAGGGAUCAUCAUUCGUACGCCACCCAUCACCCCGCUACUCCAAUUGACUUACACGUGCCACAGGCUUUCCCCUAUUAUCGGUACAGAGAUGAUACAUUAUGUUGGACUGAUAGGAAACCGUCUAUGGACGAUGUAGGAAAUGCUUCCUCAGUUAAUGCACGGUAAGAAAUAAUAUGCAGUACUUCUCUCCUGGUGAAUUGUAAGUAGAUACUGUAUUUUAAGAAAAUCAUGGAACAGUAUGUCACAUAAUUGAAUGAAUAUCUCAAAAAAAAAAUUCUCGAUUGAUGUGAAUAUUCAUCCAAUAAUUUAAUAUUUGUUGAUUUUUAGAACAGAGUGAAUUGUAGAUUAAGCAUUAGAAAUAAUACAAUUUGGCAAUUUUACGAUAUUUCACUGGCAUUCGCACAAUUUCACAACUAAAUAAUUUGUCAAUAGUAAUAGAAAAAAUAAAAGUCACAACACAUAUUCAUUCAAUUUCUAUAACAAUAAUUUGUUUUCUAAUUUAUUGGUAAUAUAUCUGAAGAAUUUUAUAUAUUCUGUUUAAGACAAUUUUAACGAAAUUUACUUAAAUUUUCACAUAUGAUAUCCAGGUAACGUUAAGAGUUCACACAUAGGGUGCUUCAAAAUUAAAUUCUACAGUACGUAGAAAAAUUUGAAAUGAACAAAUGGCUUGAGAAGAUCUGCAAAUGAUUUUUUUAAUCCUUCGUCUUAUUUUGUUAUUUUCGAAAUAUCUUUUGCAACGUUGCUGUUAUGGUUUUGUUGUUAAAUAACUGACACAGUAUUAAAGAGGAAGAAUUAGUUGCACAAACCGAAGCAACAUUCAUAUUUUUAACAGUUUACUUCUGAUUCUGUAUACCGUAUUUUUUUAAUCUAUCGUUUUCCAUGGCAAGUUUUUAUUGUCGGACCCUUUUCGGUGUAACAUUUAUAGAAUAAGUGAAUAUUGAAAAUAAUUUUUCUUUUAUGCAGAGUUUAAAAGAAAUCGACAGAUAAUUUCAGAUAGGCUCUUGGAUCAAAACGAGACAAAAAAUUCCUGAACCAAUCUGGGUUUCAGUUUCCUAUUUGAAAGGAUUUCUAUUUGAUUUAUCAUUUGUUUACAUUAAAGAAAAAACAUAAAUGACAUCAAUAAGCUCACAAAAGUUAAAUAUCGAAAAUAUGCAAACCACGUUAAAUAUUGAAAUAGAAAAUAGAAAAAUUCGUUCAAUGCAAUUGCAAACUCUACAUCCAAGAAAAAGGCACAAACUGGAGAAUCAGUUAUGAAUCAAUACUUGUUGGAACAUUGGGUAUCACAAUCGCAUUGUUUUUCUGAUUGCCCAAAUUGGAUAUACUCAUGAUUCAAACUAUUUCUGACUGUUGUUACAACAAAUCUUCAAUAUAGAGCUAUCUGAUUCAUUUGACUAGGUUGAACAUUACCAAUAAAACUUAAUCAUUAUUCUUAGGAUUAAAUUCACGAAAUAUGACAAUACAUGUAUAAAUAUGCAGAAAACGGCACUAACGAGCAAAAUGCAUAGAUAUUAGUUAUUUAAAAAAACUGACAAACUAUUGAUAGUAACAUGUUGAACGUAGUUGGAUAGGUAACAGUAGUUCGAUCCAGACAAAAAUUAGUUUUCUGUUGGUUAACAUAUGAAAUUUCAUAUUCUGCUUUCGUGAAUGAGCAGGGUAAAAAUGGAAUAUUUCAAGUGUAUUUCAAGUAUAAAUGGAACAUACUAAGUACCGAAAAUAGAGAAUUCUCAAGGUAUCAAGUAUACAGAAUGCAUUCAUGAGGGCAAGGUUAUUCCAAAAAACACUGUCAAAUUAGCAUAAUAGCUCUUUUUAAUUGAAAAUAAAGUUUCGGUCACUAUCCUUGAUCACUUGAGUUUGGAUCAUCCUGUAUAACUUGGAAGCCGUAAAAAAUCAAAUAUCAAAUUUUAAAAUAAUAGAAUCACGCAUAUGACACGAGUAGUUCAAAAUAUAUUUUACCCUGAUUUUAUCCAAAAACUACAAAAAAAAAUUAGAUUAUCAUCACUUCGGGAAAGCUGUUUCUCCAAAUCAAGGAAUAAAAGACCGAUACUUGAGAUUCACGGUUCAUUAUUGGUAUGUUUGAAGGGAUUGCGAAUUAAGGGCCAUAGCCCCAAAGAGAGUAGUGAAUUGCAAAUAAUUCAAUAACGGAUGAAGGGUGGAG
Molecule: messenger RNA, 2548 nt
Organism: Diorhabda carinulata
Lineage: Eukaryota; Metazoa; Arthropoda; Insecta; Coleoptera; Chrysomelidae
Exons: 4
Coding region: 244-558 (104 amino acids)
Source: RefSeq, a predicted model, not a curated record